AUUUUCUUACGUAAAGGAACCGAUCAUUCGAUUUUUAUCAACAGUUCUUGAGGGGAUUAGUAUUCAUUUAACAUGUGGUUGAAGAUAUAUAAUCAUGUUGGGGAAGAUAAGUCUUAUAGCUGUUUUGAAAGUGAUAUAACCAGUUAACCUUGGAACUGUUGGUCUUGGUUACAAUGGAAAUAAAAGUGAGCGGGCCGUGGUUAGUUCCAAGGUUGUUGGCGGGGUGAAAAUGCCGAUAAUGGUGCAAACCACAUGUCUUAUCGGCCAGUGUCCACUAAAGCAGGUCCCGAUUGCGCAAAGCUCUAGCCUCAUGUUGAGCCACAAUAGAAAUUUGUGAGCCGCCACAUUAAAGUACCUAGGUAGCACAAGCUUAGCUCGAGUGGAUCCAGCCUUGCAUCGCGUCUCUGUAACUUUUUGUAACUUUUUCAAGCUUAACAUUCACUUCCGUCGCAUCAACUAAUAAAAUCCCAUUGACAUACGACCCGAUUUGUUUGACGCCAUGGAUGACCUCUACGAUGAAUUCGGAAAUUUUAUCGGGGAAGAUGCCGAAGCAUCAGAGGAAGAAUCCCAGCAUGGCGUUGACGCGGGCGCGUAUCUCGAUGAUGAUUACCCCGAGGAGGUACCCGAAGGUACAGGGCAGGAAUUAAUGGAAGUGGACACAGAAGGACCAUCAAACGCAGUGAUAUUACACGAAGAUAAACAAUAUUACCCAACGGCGCAACAAGUUUACGGAGCGGAUGUCGAGACAUUGGUACAAGAGGAAGAUGCACAACCACUCACACAACCCAUCAUCGCUCCCGUCGAUGUACGAAAAUUCUCCAUCGAGGAGGCCGACCUCCCUCCCGUUCACUUCGACCGAAGUUUCAUGACAGAUCUAAUGAACUUUCCCGAUCAAAUAAGGAAUAUAGCAUUAGCUGGUGACCUCCACCAUGGCAAGACCGCAUUUAUGGACAUGUUGGUCCUCGAGACCCAUGAUAUUGCGGAAAGAUUAGAAAAGCGACAAGGGAAGAAGCGGGACGAACAACUGCGAUAUACCGAUACCCAUGUCGUGGAGCGAGAACGAGGCGUGUCGAUCAAAGCAGCGCCGAUGAGCUUGGUACUCCAAAGUACCAAGGGCAAGUCCCAUUUGUUCAAUAUAAUAGAUACCCCGGGACAUGUCAACUUCGUCGAUGAGGUAGCGGCGGCUGUACGGUUAGCGGAUGGUGUUGCGCUGGUUGUGGACGUUGUUGAGGGUGUUCAAGUUAACACGGAGCAAAUCAUUAAGCACGUCGUUCUCGAAGAUAUCCCUAUGACACUCAUAAUUAACAAGGUGGACCGGUUAAUACUGGAGUUACGACUACCGCCGAGCGAUGCCUACUUCAAAUUAAAACACGUUGUCGAGGAAGUGAAUACUAUCAUCGAGAAUACCCGGCCAGGAUCAGGAGAGACGAGACGAUUAAGCCCCGAGAAAGGAAAUGUGUUAUUCGCAUGCAGUGAAAUGGGCUGGUGCUUCACGCUACAGUCAUUCGCCAAAAUGUAUGCAGACAGUUUCCCAGGCGUGAAUACGGAAGAAUUCGCGAAACGACUUUGGGGUGAUAUCUACUACAACCCGAAGAAAAGGACAUUCAGCAGGAAGGCUUUGCCAGGGGAAGAUCGCGCAAGGAGAUCAUUCAUCCACUUCGUACUCGAGCCCAUCUACAAAAUUUUCUCUCACACCAUCAGUCAAAGUCCCGAAGAGCUCAAAAGUGUUCUAGCAACAUUAGGUAUAACCCUCAAACCGUCGCAAUACAAGACGGAUGCGAAGGUUCUUCUUAAGUUGGCCUGCGAGCAGUUCUUUGGCCCCUCGACUGGGUUCGUGGAUAUGAUUGUCAGCCAUGUCCCAUCUCCGUUGGAGGCAGCUGAGCAUAAGUUGGGACAGUACUAUACCGGUCCCUUAGAUACCAAAGUGGCGGAAUCUAUGAAGAAGUGCGAUCAGGAUGGUCCCUUGGUGGUGCACGUCACAAAAUUAUUCAACUCGGCCGAUGCGAAAAGUUUCUAUUCUUUCGGCCGAGUUAUGAGCGGUAUCGCACGGCCUGGGAUGCAAGUUCGUGUUCUUGGAGAGGGUUAUUCUAUCGAUGAUGAAGAAGAUAUGGCCGCAGCGACCAUUUCGAGUGUCUACAUUGCCGAAACACGGUAUAAUGUUGAGACUGACGGAGUCCCUGCUGGGAACUGGGUGCUCCUAAGUGGUGUUGAUAAUUCGAUCGUAAAAUCGGCAACAAUAGUACCACCGAAAUUCGAAGAUGAUGAGGAAGCAUACAUCUUCAGACCAGUCACACAUUUCACCGAGUCAGUCCUCAAGGUUGCUGUCGAACCCAUCAACCCAUCGGAACUACCUAAAAUGCUUGACGGUUUAAGGAAGAUCAACAAAAGUUACCCUCUAAUCACUACGAAAGUAGAAGAGUCAGGUGAACAUAUCGUCCUUGGAACGGGUGAGCUGUACAUGGAUUGCGUUCUCCACGACUUGCGACGACUAUAUGCAGAUAUGGAGAUCAAGGUAUCGGAUCCCGUCACGCGCUUCUGUGAGACAGUAGACGAAAUGUCCGCGACCAAAUGCUACGCAAUAACACCGAACAAAAAGAAUAAGAUUACUAUGGUCGCCGAGCCGCUCGACGACGGAAUCGCGGAGGACAUCGAGAGCGGCCGCGUCAAAAUGCAAGACGGUGCCCGAAAAGUGGGCAAGUUCUUCCAGGACAAGUACGGAUGGGAUCUACUGGCGGCGAGGAGUAUUUGGGCAUUCGGCCCGGAUGAGAAAGGCCCUAACAUCUUGCAGGACGACACACUUGAGGUGGAUAAAUCGCUUCUGAGAAGCGUGCGAGAGACGAUUCGACAAGGGUUUAGUUGGGCAACCCGUGAAGGGCCUCUCUGCGAAGAACCUAUUCGCAACACCAAGUUUCGCAUCAUGGACGUCUCACUAGCACAAGAAGCGAUCUUCAGGGGAGGCGGUCAGAUUAUUCCAACCGCGCGUCGCACAUGUUAUAGUUCGUUCUUGAUGGCGUCGCCGCGACUCAUGGAACCGCUCUACGCGUGUUCUAUGACGGGACCUCAGGACGCUGUGCCGGUAUUAUACAAUGUGCUCGCCCGACGACGCGGACACGUCUUAGCAGACGGUCCUAUCGCCGGGACCCCGUUAUACCGCGUCAAUGGAUUGAUUCCUGUUGUCGACUCGUUCGGGUUCGAAACGGAUGUUAGGAUUCAGACGCAGGGCCAGGCUAUGGUUAGUCUAGUCUUCGAUAAAUGGCAGAAAGUACCCGGUGAUCCGCUGGAUAAGGAGGUUAUCCUGCGCCCGUUGCAGCCGGCGGAUGCGCAGGCUACGGCGAGGGAUUUCGUCCUUAAGACUAGACGGAGGAAGGGCUUGAGUGAGGAUGUUAGUGUGGCUAAGUUUCUCGAGCCAGAGUUUUAUCAGAGUCUUAUGGAGAGUGGGACAUUGGGGAGUCCGUGAGAAAAGGGGAGAUAGACCGUAGAUGGGAAAUGAAAAGGUCGUUAUCCUAAACUAUUUCUUCACAAGGGGGUUUCCAAGGCCCCGAGAAACCAUUAUUUGAGUAUUCCUUCCCUGAGGUAAAGACAAGGUUUUGUACAUUAUUUAGACGUUAAAAGACUUUAGUCUAAAAAUUCAGGAAGAUGAGCUGCCUAUCUGCUAAGUAGGCUACGUAGUAGAGUUCAAUAGACAAAGGAUUUGUCCGUAAUUACCUAAGUACAUAUUAGAACAGGUUAUAUUUACAGUUGGUUGAUUCCUUUCGAAGGUUUGGAAAUCAUGGAAUGAGAGCCUCGCUGCUUUGGUGGUAGUGAUUGGUUAUCCACCACACUUAGUCGGAUGCUUAGGUCCCUUGU
Hypoxylon trugodes is the source of this 3846-nucleotide messenger RNA. RefSeq names its product P-loop containing nucleoside triphosphate hydrolase protein. Gene Ontology annotation, cellular component: U4/U6 x U5 tri-snRNP complex; U2-type catalytic step 2 spliceosome; cytosol. Gene Ontology annotation, biological process: mRNA splicing, via spliceosome. The coding region runs from base 500 to 3457 and encodes 985 amino acids. Lineage: Eukaryota; Fungi; Ascomycota; Sordariomycetes; Xylariales; Hypoxylaceae. The transcript has 4 exons. Gene Ontology annotation, molecular function: translation elongation factor activity; U5 snRNA binding; GTP binding. The record is from RefSeq and is a predicted model, not a curated record.